CGGAUUGUGUUGCACAUGUGAAUGCAACGUUUGUAAACAGUUUACCCUAGACGUAAGAAAUGCCGAAAAACAAGGGCGGGGGAGGUGGAGGAAAGGGCGCUAAAGGUGGCGGUGGUGAUGACGAUUCCUCAAAGAAACAGGCCAAGGGCGGCAACUCCGUAAAGGUUCGUCAUAUCCUUUGUGAGAAGCAGUCCAAAUGUCUAGAGGCCCUGGAAAAAAUUAAAGGAGGGAUGAAAUUUAAUGAAGUUGCUGCACAAUAUAGUGAGGAUAAGGCCAGAUCAGGAGGCGACCUAGGUUGGAUGACCCGUGGCAGUAUGGUUGGACCGUUCCAGGAUGCGGCGUUCGCUCUCCCCACAAGUUCACUGGCCAACCCCGUAUACACGGACCCCCCGGUCAAAACAAAGUUUGGUUAUCACAUCAUCAUGGUGGAGGGCAAAAAGUAAAAAAAAAGAUUUUAGUAUCAUUACAGACAGAAUGUGAAUUGCAGGAUCAUAUAAAAUUUUAAAUUAAGAGUGAACUUUUUGAUAAUUGAUUUUAGAAGUUUUUUAUGACACAUAUGGGCCUAAUAACGGAAUUAAACAUUUGAGGUGUUUUACAAAGCUUCAAUGGAAUGUUAUAUUCUGAUUCAGAGGUUAGCUGUGUUCAAAAAUUAUCUUGUGUUCUACCUGUUCUAAGCAUACAGUCAUGUAUUUCUAUUACACAGCAUGUAAUAUUAUUAGGACCUAAACUG
This is a messenger RNA of Saccostrea cuccullata (small rock oyster), 730 nucleotides long. Its product is annotated as peptidyl-prolyl cis-trans isomerase NIMA-interacting 4-like. The transcript is spliced from 3 exons. The record is from RefSeq and is a predicted model, not a curated record. Lineage: Eukaryota; Metazoa; Mollusca; Bivalvia; Ostreida; Ostreidae. Gene Ontology annotation, cellular component: nucleus. Bases 60 to 443 code for a protein of 127 amino acids. Gene Ontology annotation, molecular function: DNA binding; peptidyl-prolyl cis-trans isomerase activity. Gene Ontology annotation, biological process: rRNA processing.